Messenger RNA from Oncorhynchus tshawytscha (Chinook salmon), 1904 nucleotides. RefSeq lists its product as uncharacterized. The transcript is spliced from 2 exons. The coding region runs from base 554 to 1816 and encodes 420 amino acids. The record is from RefSeq and is a predicted model, not a curated record. NCBI's taxonomy places the organism in Eukaryota, Metazoa, Chordata, Actinopteri, Salmoniformes, Salmonidae.
AGUAUAUUAUAAUGGUAACAUAUCAUGCUUGUCUCUAUGGUAAUAUACAGUAUAUUAUAAUAUUAGUAACAUGCUUGUCUCUAUGGUAAUAUACAGUAUAUUAUAAUAUUAGUAACAUAUCAUGCUUGUCUCUGGUAAUAUACAGUAUAUUAUAAUAUUAGUAACAUGCUUGUCUCUAUGGUAAUAUACAGUAUAUUAUAGCAUUAUAGAGAUAUAUGGAGUGCAGGACUAGGACUAUAGACAGUAUAUUAUAGCGUUAUGGAGAUAUAUGGAGUGCAGGACUAGGACUAUAGACAGUAUAUUAUAGCGUUAUGGAGAUAUAUGGAGUGCAGGACUAGGACUAUAGACAGUAUAUUAUAGCGUUAUGGAGAUAUAUGGAGUGCAGGACUAGGAGUAUAUACAAGCCAGCGUCACUGUAUUACAAUUAAUAGCUAUUGAGUUAAUGAAUAUAUUUAUUCCAUAUCAUGAUUAUGUCUUUCACUACUGUAGAGAGAGAAUUCUCCCCUUUAAAAACUUCUAGUAUGUGCUUGGCCAUUCUGAGCCUUAUGAGUCGAUGGUCUACCAUUCUGAGCCUUAUGAAUGGAUGGUCUACCAUUCUGAGCCUUAUGAAUGGAUGGUCUACCAUUCUGAGCCUUGUGGAUGGAUGGUCUACCAUUCUGAGCCUUGUGGAUGGAUGGUCUACCAUUCUGAGCCUUGUGGAUGGAUGGUCUACCAUUCUGAGCCUUGUGGAUGGAUGGUCUACCAUUCUGAGCCUUGUGGAUGGAUGGUCUACCAUUCUGAGCCUUGUGGAUGGAUGGUCUACCAUUCUGAGCCUUGUGAAUGGAUGGUCUACCAUUCUGAGCCUUAUGAAUGGAUGGUCUACCAUUCUGAGCCUUGUGGAUGGAUGGUCUACCAUUCUGAGCCUUGUGGAUGGAUGGUCUACCAUUCUGAGCCUUAUGAAUGGAUGGUCUACCAUUCUGAGCCUUGUGGAUGGAUGGUCUACCAUUCUGAGCCUUGUGGAUGGAUGGUCUACCAUUCUGAGCCUUGUGGAUGGAUGGUCUACCAUUCUGAGCCUUGUGGAUGGAUGGUCUACCAUUCUGAGCCUUGUGGAUGGAUGGUCUACCAUUCUGAGCCUUGUGGAUGGAUGGUCUACCAUUCUGAGCCUUGUGGAUGGAUGGUCUACCAUUCUGAGCCUUAUGAAUGGAUGGUCUACCAUUCUGAGCCUUAUGAAUGGAUGGUCUACCAUUCUGAGCCUUAUGAAUGGAUGGUCUACCAUUCUGAGCCUUAUGAAUGGAUGGUCUACCAUUCUGAGCCUUAUGAAUGGAUGGUCUACCAUUCUGAGCCUUGUGGAUGGAUGGUCUACCAUUCUGAGCCUUGUGGAUGGAUGGUCUACCAUUCUGAGCCUUAUGAAUGGAUGGUCUACCAUUCUGAGCCUUGUGGAUGGAUGGUCUACCAUUCUGAGCCUUGUGGAUGGAUGGUCUACCAUUCUGAGCCUUGUGGAUGGAUGGUCUACCAUUCUGAGCCUUGUGGAUGGAUGGUCUACCAUUCUGAGCCUUGUGGAUGGAUGGUCUACCAUUCUGAGCCUUGUGGAUGGAUGGUCUACCAUUCUGAGCCUUAUGAAUGGAUGGUCUACCAUUCUGAGCCUUAUGAAUGGAUGGUCUACCAUUCUGAGCCUUAUGAAUGGAUGGUCUACCAUUCUGAGCCUUAUGAAUGGAUGGUCUACCAUUCUGAGCCUUGUGGAUGGAUGGUCUACCAUUCUGAGCCUUGUGGAUGGAUGGUCUACCAUUCUGAGCCUUAUGAAUGGAUGGUCUACCAUUCUGAGCCUUGUAUCAUGUGACUGCGUUCCUUAUUACAGUACACGUUCCCUCUAUAGUCAUGUACCCCGUCCAAUAUAUUUACCAAAAACAUUAAACAUUUUAAACAUU